AACAUUUGUUUGAAUUAUUCUAUCCACAAAAAAAACCAUUUCCGUAAAAAUAAAUGCGCACAAAAACGUGAAAAUAAGUAAACAUUUAUUUUUAUCGCAUUACAAAAUAAAUUUGUUUAAAAACAAAAAAAAAACUCAAAAAUGCGGCGAAAACAUCCGCAUUUUAACAUCCGCUUGACAUCGCUCAAUGUAAAAUCGUCAUUUGUGGUUUUGAUGUCUGUAUCCGUUCUUUUGCGAAUGUCGUCUAUUGCAGUGGUCAACGAUAGUAUUGAUGGUGAGCAACUAAAAGCGAACUUGUACAACUAUCAAUGCUUUACUGAUAAAGACAACGCAUCUCCAAACUUGAGUCUUCGUCAAAGCUCCAUUGGUAUACAAGUUUCAUAUUGGCCGUCACAUCAAAUCAUUACCCGUAUAUUUGCAAUUUUUCUACGGGAAAUUCUUCACUAUCAAAAUGUCUACAUACUACCAAUUGAGUUUAAUGGAGAUACCGACGAAGACUACUAUGAAGGCAAAAGGCUUACCAAUACUCUUGACUUAUUAAUAAAACAUCCUCAAUAUCCAAAUUUACCAAUGAUAAAUUUAGGCGUUUGGACCCCACCGAUGGGCCAUGGGUUAAGACCGCUGGAAGUCUACGAGUCUGGUGUUUCGUUAGAUCCAGGACGCUUUGGCUGGUUUGUUGGCCCAGCCGAACUUAAUGUAACGAUGGAAGGUUUGCACUACUCAAUAUUUUUAAACAGGUCAAAUACCUUCUAUGAGCAAUAUAUAAUAGAUGAAGAUGAACUAAAUUUGCUCACACGGGGAAACGAACAUGAAUACUUUGUCAGUCCGAUGUGCAAACAUUUUCGAUGUGCUACACUCUUAGCUGAAUAUAAAAUGGAAACCUCGUUUGUACAGCAGCAGAUUAAAGAAAUUAAGGGUUAUUUGAAUAUACUAUGGUUGGGAUCACGAUUUCGUUCGGAAAUCGAUCGUUUAUAUUUGAAAUAUACCGAUUAUAAUGCGAGUGGCAAAAAUAAAAGAUUUUUAGUUUUGCACUGGAAUCCUUCGGAUGUAAUCGAUGGUAAAAACACAUUUCAACACAUUGAAUUACCGCUUUGUGAAGAGUCAUUAUCGCUGUGGAAAUCCUAUUGUAAAUACGAAUUAACUCCAAUUUUUAAGUACCACUCUAAACACCUACUGGCCGAUGAACGCCUAAUGCAUUCCUUACGUUUAUUUUGGAUCAAUAAUGAUGAACUAACACAUCUCUUUAUGGAUCUCGAUCAGAAACGUUCACAAAAGGGCUACGUAACGGAUGGGAUAUACAAUGAGUUGGCAUGUGACUGGCUUCGAUAUCAUAUCGAAACAUAUAAUUUGUGGAUAUCCAAGGAACCGAUGACACUGUCGAUUGGCGCUAUAUUUCCCAUAAAGAAAAAUACUAGAGGCCAUCAAAAUCUGGUAUAUGCAGUGCAAAGUGCUGUGCGCGCUGUUAACAAAAAUAGUACAAUUUUAAGAAAUUACAAUCUGAAUGUCAUUGAAAAUGAUGGCGAGUGUAAAGCGGACGUCGUAAUGAAGUCAUUUAUUCAUCUGUUCAAUGUGCCAAAACUUUUGGGUGUAGUUGGUCCCGCCUGCAGUGAAACUGUGGAACCGAUUGCUGGUAUAUCAAGGCACACCAAUAUGGCUGUCAUUUCAUAUUCGGCCGAAGGUGCCUCAUUUUUGGAUCGUCAGGCAUAUCCAUUCUUCUUUCGCACCAUUGGUUCGAACCGUCAAUAUGAAGAUGUUUACACUAGCCUAAUGAAGGAUUUCGGGUGGAAUCGAGUGGCAGCUUUGACGGAAGAUGGUCAGAAAUACACCGAAUAUAUUUCUCACAUGGAAGCGACAUUAAAAAAUAACAAUAUGGAACUGAUAAUAAAUAAGAAAUUUUUAAAUGAUAUAACACACGCAGAAAUGAAUAAGUAUUUGGUCGAUUUGAAGAAUCGGCAUGCAAAAAUCAUAAUAGCUGAUAUCCACAAUAAAUAUGCGCAGAUGGCUUUAUGCGAAGCUUUUAAACUUGAGAUGACUGGAUACCAAGGUUACGUGUGGUUUUUACCAUCAUGGCUGUCAAAAGAUUGGAAGUUUAUUAGUGCUGAAGGUAACCAAAGCUGCUCAAGUCAUGAACUGGAAAGGGCUUUCGAGGGUCAUUUCAGCAUCAUGCACAGUCCAUUUGGAAGUAAUAAAACUAUUAUGCAGGAACAUAUUAACAUCGAAAAAUGGCUGGAGUCGUAUAGCGCUAGUGUAAGCAGUGUUUCAAAGUAUACGGCUUUUGCAUAUGACGCUGUGUGGGCUUAUGCACUGGCAGCUGAUAAACUUUUGCACGAAAACAGGGAUACUGUUGAGAAUUUGCGUUCCAAAAAUGUCGUUAAUCGUUUUGUUGAUCUUAUUUGGGAAACUGACUUUGUUGGUCUUUCAGGAAGAGUUCGAUUUGGACAAGGCGGCUCCCGCAUAACUGAAUUGAUAAUAAGACAAUGGCGUAAUCAUCAGUCAGUUGAGGUGGGUAAAUAUAUACCUCAGCUGGUGGGCAAAGGUCGUAACUUGCGAACCAAUGGUGGAAAUUUAGUUUUGAACAAAAGCGCAAUUGUGUGGCUCUUUGAGGGCAAACCACCGAGUGAUGGAACAUUCGACUGCAGUUUUUCGGCAUUGGCUGAAUUUUUAAAUACUGAAUGCCAGAAUGCGACCGUAGCUUUCACGGCGCUUAUUUGUAUGAUUGUCGUUGUGUUUAUCUCGCUUAUAUCUUUCUACUUCUGGAAACGACGAUACGAUAAAAAACUUAAACGUUCUGCGAAGAUUAUGAAAAAUUUCGGCAUUGACCUGUUAUCUCCCUCCCGCAGUAAUGUAAAUACUUUAGAUAAAUGGGAAAUUCCUAAGGAAAAUGUUGUGGUCAAUCGACGUUUAGGUGAAGGUGCUUUUGGAACGGUGUAUGGUGGAGAAGCCAAAAUUGGUGACGAAGGUUGGACAGCUGUUGCUGUCAAAACUUUGAAAAGUGGAGCAUCAACUGAAGAUCGCUUAGAUUUUUUGUCGGAGGCAGAAGCCAUGAAACGAUUUGACCACAAAAAUAUAGUGAGUCUUUUAGGUGUGUGCCUUCAGUCCGAGCCAAUUUACACAAUUAUGGAAUUCAUGUUGUACGGAGAUUUGAAAACAUAUUUACUGGCUCGUCGCCAUAUGGUCAACGAAAAAGUUACAGAUGACUCAGAUAUUUCAUCAAAACGACUCACAAUGUACGCAAUGGAUGUGUCACGUGGUUUAGCAUAUUUGGCGCAACAAAAGUAUGUGCAUCGCGACAUUGCAUGUCGCAACUGCUUGGUCAAUGCUCAGCGCGUUGUGAAGCUGGGCGAUUUUGGAAUGUCUCGGCCUACAUACGAAAGUGAUUACUAUCGUUUCAAUCGCAAAGGUAUGCUUCCGGUUCGAUGGAUGGCUCCUGAAUCACUUGCCUUGGGAAUGUUUACACCAUCUUCGGAUGUUUGGGCUUUUGGUGUAGUGCUAUUUGAGAUAAUAACAUUUGGAUCAUACCCCUACCAGGGUCUGACCAAUAAUCAGGUAUUAGAGUAUGUAAAAAGUGGAAAUACUCUUAGUAUACCUAUUGGUCUUAAACCUUACUUGGAAGGUCUCAUAAAAGCAUGUUGGAAUCAGGAUCCUAAGAAACGGCCAAGUGCCUCAGAAAUUGUGGAGUACAUUUCAAAAUAUCCUACGCUGCUAUCAGCUAGCCUUGAUUUUCCAAGUGCCUCCGUAGAGAUGGCCGAGACUGAAAGUGACGAACUUGAACUAUUGCCAAAAUCUCGCAAAUGUUCACCUCUGAAAAAUGAGUCUGUUCUAGAUGUUGUAGCCCAAGCAUCGAUUGCAGACAAUCUUGAAAGAUUUAACAAUUUCUCUAAUGAACGGGAAACGACUGUGGAAACUAACAUCGAAAUGCCAACACAUACUGCCAAUAGUGGAGUAGAACCUCUUGAUUCAUCACCUAUAACUCCGGAUGGAUACAGCAUUAUGUCACCACUAUUGAUGAAUCAUGCUGAGUCACCACCCUCUUCACAUCAGCAGACACCCUUCUAAAAACUCGAUGCUAAUAAGUUGACACCUACUCCACACUUAUCAUUUUGUUACAUGAUGAGAUAAUGAUGCCAAUCAAUAUCUGUAUGAUGGAGGAUUGGUUUGGCAUCCAUAUCUUAUCUUGCAAAAAAAUUGGUAGAUGAGAGUUGCCAACCUAGGGUCAUCGAUAUUAACCACAAAAUUACCUGGCAAAAAACGUAAAGAAAGUUACUUUUAUACCUCGUUAAUAGAUAAAUAGAUCUUUUGUACAUACUGUGUAUAUACUACUUAUAUUACUAUUACAUAUUUAUGUAUUUUUAUAUUAUUUAAGGUUUUUGUACUUAUUUAUACAUUAUACUUUAGUAUGCAACUCUGUAUAUAUGUAUUUUAUAACUAAAAUUGACAUUUUUCAAAACAAUUAUAAUUUAAUAUAAAAAAAAUUAAAUAAAUAAAAUAAAAAGUUAAA
Molecule: messenger RNA, 4498 nt
Organism: Calliphora vicina (urban bluebottle blowfly)
Lineage: Eukaryota; Metazoa; Arthropoda; Insecta; Diptera; Calliphoridae
Product: receptor-type guanylate cyclase gcy-17-like
Exons: 7
Coding region: 142-4056 (1304 amino acids)
Biological process (GO): cell surface receptor protein tyrosine kinase signaling pathway; multicellular organism development; positive regulation of kinase activity
Cellular component (GO): signaling receptor complex; plasma membrane
Molecular function (GO): ATP binding; transmembrane receptor protein tyrosine kinase activity
Source: RefSeq, a predicted model, not a curated record